AUCGAUUACCUUCUCCAUCUCCGGUAACAAUCAUCUCCACCGUCUCCAAGCCCUAAAACAAUUCCCCAGUGUCUCACUCUCAAUCUCAAAAUCCUAAUUAGGGUUUGUCACUGAAACCGCCACCAGAUUUGGCUCAAUCGUAACAUGUGAUUGCUGUUACAAACCACGAACAAAAAAAUGGUUGAUAACAGUAACAAUAAGAAGAGGAAAGAGUUCAUCAGUGAAGCAGACAUCGCCACUCUUUUGCAGAGAUAUGAUACUAUAACGAUAUUGAAGUUGCUACAAGAAAUGGCGUAUUAUGCUGAUACAAAGAUGGAUUGGAAUGAGUUAGUGAAGAAGACAAGUACUGGAAUUACUAAUGCUAGAGAGUAUCAGUUGUUAUGGCGGCAUCUUGCUUAUAGAGAUUCUCUAGUCCCUGUGGAUAAUAAUGCUCGAGUUCUGGAUGAUGAUAGUGAUAUGGAGUGUGAAUUGGAAGCUUCCCCUGCAGUCGGUGUUGAUGUAGUAACGGAAGCUGUUGCGCAUGUGAAAGUGAUGGCUGCUUCCUAUGUGCCAAGUGAGUCCGAUAUUCCCGAAGACUCAAUGGUUGAGGCUCCCUUGACCAUUAACAUACCUUACGGCCUGCAUAGGGGGGCUCAGGAACCAUCAGACUCGUAUUGGUCAUCAAGAGGGAUGAAUAUCACCUUCCCUGUUUUUCUACCGAAAGCAGCUGAAGGACAUAAUGGAAAUGGGUUAGCCAGUAGCUUGGCUCCUCGGAAGAGAAGAAAAAAAUGGUCAGCUGAAGAGGAUGAGGAGCUGAUUGCUGCUGUGAAGCAACAUGGUGAAGGCAGCUGGGCCCUUAUCUCUAAGGAAGCAUUUGAAGGAGAGCGAACAACCUCACAACUCUCACAGCGGUGGGGGGCUAUAAGGAGAAGGACUGAUACUUCAAACACUUCUACCCAAACUGGCCUACAGCGAACAGAAGCACAAAUGGCUAAUCGUGCAGUAUCUUUAGCGGUGGGAAAUCGGCUUCCCUCAAAAAAACUUGCAGUAGGUAUAACUCCAAUGCUUUCAUCCGGUACCAUCAAGGGGGCACAAGCCAAUGGUGCCAACAGUGGUAGUACAUUGCAACGUCAACAACUGUCUCAGCCACAAAUUCAAGCAUUGCCACGGGCAACAACAUCAGCGUCAGGUGCAAAAUCUCGAGUUCCUGCAAAGAAAACAACAGGGAAUUCCACUACGAAAGCGGAACUAAUGGUAACAGCUAAUUCAGUAGCUGCUGCAGCCUCCUCUUUGCCUCGUCCAUCAGGGAUUAUAUCAGCACCAAAGGCUGCGCCUGUAAAAACUGCCGCUUCUGCAGCCUCUUUGCCUCGUCCAUCAGGUAGUAUAUCAGCACCAAAGGCUGAGCUUGUAAAAACCGCCGCUUCUGCAGCUCCUUCACCUCGUCCAUCAGCCUCUUUGCCUCGUCCAUCAAGUGUUCUUUCAGCACCAAAGGCUGACCCAGUAAAGAGUGUUCCGGCUGCUGCCACUAACACUAAAGCGGUUGGACCUUUGAAUUUAAGGCAUGCAGUUAAUGGAAGCCCAAACCACACAAUAUCUUCAUCACCAUUUAAUAAGCCUUCACUUAUGGCUCCUCUCUCCAAAGGAUCUACAAUCCCGAAUAAUUCAGUUCCUCCUAGUUUUGCAUCGUCAAGGUUGGUUCCCACACAGAGAGUUCCUGCAGCUACUGUUAUGCCACAAAAGCCAAGUGUGGUAGCCGCAGCUACUGUUAUAACGCCACAAAAGCCAAGUAUAGGAGCAGCAGUUACCGCCUCUUCCAAGCCGGUUGGUGUACAAAAGGAGCAAACUCAGGGAAACAGAGCAAGCCCCUUGGUUACAACAAUACUUCCGCCAAAUAAAACCAUCCCAGCAAAUUCAGUGGUUAGCACAGCAAAAGUGGUGGGUGCUAAAGUGGAGACUCCUCCUAGUCUUAUACCUAAGAAAAAUCAAGUAGUUGGAAGUUGCACAGAUAAUAAAAGUUCGUUGGAUAAACCACCGGUGAAAGAAAGUAGUACCACGGUGUCACCUCUAGCUGUAGCUGCAACUGAAUCAAAACCCAAAGAUGAAAAGACCAUGACCGGGACUGGGCAGAAGGAGUUGUAGUUCUAGUUCAUUUACUGCAUUGUUUUUGAGCUUUCAUUAAUGUUUUUUUCUUAGGACUCGGGACAAUAAUAUGAUGAUGUACAGUAGGACCUCCAAAUAUAAGGUUCUUACUACU
Messenger RNA from Arabidopsis arenosa, 2233 nucleotides. The record is from the annotation of a GenBank genome assembly. NCBI's taxonomy places the organism in Eukaryota, Viridiplantae, Streptophyta, Magnoliopsida, Brassicales, Brassicaceae.